AUGUUCGUGUCGUCGAUCACCUCCAACACAUCGAGUGCUGUCUACUUUGCACCCACAAACCCGUCCGACACUUCGCCCUUCAUCGAAAAUGGCUAUCCGUCGACGGGUUUCAUUGCCUUGAACUCGGCCCUGGUCUUCCUCAUGACCCCCGGUCUCGGCUUCUUCUACUCGGGAAUGGCCCGCUCAAAGAACGCCCUCCAUCUCAUCAUGGCCUGCUAUCUCGCCAUCGCCAUCGUGACCAUCCAGUGGGUCCUGUUCGGGUUCAGCCUUGCCUUCUCCGAAUCAAGCGGUCCGUUCAUCGGCAACUUUGCAUUCGGAGGCAUGACGGGUGUCGGCGCCAACGCUCUCGCCGUUGCUGCACCGAGUGUUCCGGCGGUCGCAUUUGCGCUCUAUCAGCUCCAGUUCGCAACCAUCACAGUGGCGCUGAUCUUUGGCUCAGUUGCCGAGCGCAUCCGACUCCUUCCGGCCAUGUUCUUCAUCUUCUUCUGGACCUCGCUCAUCUAUGAUCCCGUUGCCUAUUGGACAUGGGGUGCUCACGGAUGGAUCAAGAAUAUGUCCUGCCUCUCGACGACGGCUGCUUCGGCUGUACCCUGCGGCUACGGCGGCUACGACUACGCCGGCGGCGGUCCUGUCCACAUCGCCUCUGGCUUCAGCGGUCUUGCCUUUGCAAUCUUCCUGGGUAGCCGCAAGCACGUCGAAAACUUCAAGCCACACAACAUCCUCAACGUCUUCCUUGGAACAGCUCUCCUGUGGUUCGGUUGGUUCGGUUUCAAUGGAGGCUCCGCCAUCUCUGCCACUCCCCGUGCCGCCAUGGCUGCUUUCGUUACGACAAUUGCAACCUGCGCUGGCGCCAUGUCGUGGCUGCUCUACGACUUUGUCAACAACAGAAAGCUCUCCGGCCUUGGCUUCUGCUCCGGCGCCGUUGCGGCUCUGGUCGGAAUCACCCCGUCGUCUGGAUUUGUGGCUCCGUGGGCCGCCCUGGUGAUCGGGGCCGUCUCCGGUGUGGUCUGCAACCUGUCGUGCCACAUCAAGGUCAAGUUUGGAUUCGACGACUCGCUCGAUGCGUGGGGUGUCCACGGCGUCGGCGGCUUUGUCGGCAACAUCAUGACGGGAGUGUUUGCACAAGCCUGGAUCGCCACACUCGACGGAACAUCGAUUCCCGGCGGAUGGAUGGACGGCAACUGGAUCCAAGUCGGAUACCAGCUUGCAGGAUCAAGUGCGAUUGCAGCAUACUCGUUUGUUGGCACAUACUUGAUCCUGUACCUGCUCGACUUGAUUCCCGGACUGGACUUCCGACCCACCGAGGAAGAAGAGAAGAAGGGCGGCGACAUUGCGUGUAUGGGCGAGACGGCGUAUCAGAUCCUCGAGGCCGUCGGCAUCGACCCAUCGCUCCCUGGUCCGUUCAACAACGUCACGCUCAUCCCUGGACCUCUCGUGCCGCUCAAGGAGGAGGAUGAGGAUCCCACCGAAAUCCAUGUCCCUUCGCGCCGACAAAGCAUCAUCGCCGACCUCUCGAGCACCACUCUGACCAACAUCAAGAUCGCCGGAGCUGCCCAGCCUGUCGAGGAUCUCCACAUCACUCGUGACGUUAGUCGCUCGGUCAACGAUGUCAACCGUGCCAUCAACGAUCGCCACGUCAACGUCUAUGCCGUCUACAACCGUGGUCGAGCCACCUAUACUCGCGGAUAG
Polychytrium aggregatum is the source of this 1689-nucleotide messenger RNA. RefSeq names its product ammonium transporter family-domain-containing protein. Gene Ontology annotation, biological process: ammonium transmembrane transport. NCBI's taxonomy places the organism in Eukaryota, Fungi, Chytridiomycota, Chytridiomycetes, Polychytriales. Gene Ontology annotation, molecular function: ammonium channel activity. The transcript is spliced from 3 exons. Gene Ontology annotation, cellular component: plasma membrane. The coding region runs from base 1 to 1689 and encodes 562 amino acids. The record is from RefSeq and is a predicted model, not a curated record.